Messenger RNA from Rangifer tarandus platyrhynchus (Svalbard reindeer), 375 nucleotides. The record is from the annotation of a GenBank genome assembly. Lineage: Eukaryota; Metazoa; Chordata; Mammalia; Artiodactyla; Cervidae.
AUGGAAAUGUUAGGUGAUUUGUUACAGUCUGUAGCUCAGCUGGUAAAGAAUCCAUCUAUAAUGUGGGAGACCUCAAUUCGAUCCCUGGGUUCGGAAGAUCCCCAGGAGGAGGGCACAGCAACCCACUCCAGCAUUCUUGCCUGGAGGAUCCCCAUGGACAGAGGAGCCUGGCAGGCUACAGUCCAUGGGGUCUCAAAGAGUGAGCGACUAAGCAUAGCACAGCACACAGCUGCAGGGGUCUUCCCAAGUGGCACUGGUGGUAAAGAACCCACCUGUCAAUGCAGGAGACAUAAGAGAUGCAGGUUCAAUCCCUUGGUCAGGAAGAUCCCCUGGAGGAGGAAAUGGCAACCCACUCCAGUAUUCUUCCAUGGAUAG